Molecule: messenger RNA, 1339 nt
Organism: Ipomoea triloba (trilobed morning glory)
Lineage: Eukaryota; Viridiplantae; Streptophyta; Magnoliopsida; Solanales; Convolvulaceae
Product: probable serine/threonine-protein kinase DDB_G0291350
Exons: 6
Coding region: 105-1136 (343 amino acids)
Biological process (GO): protein phosphorylation
Cellular component (GO): cytoplasm
Molecular function (GO): ATP binding; protein serine/threonine kinase activity
Source: RefSeq, a predicted model, not a curated record
CUGGACGCAGUGGGUACUGAAAAAUGGUUGUUAUGUAAACAAGGCAUUGGGCAAGAAGAGAUCCACAGGGAGACGAGACGAGACGCCAUUGAUAGCCAACAAAGAUGGGGUGCUCAUUUUCUGGGCUCAACGCUCUGUACGACGCCGCUAACAGCGGAGGCGAUGUCUGGAUCAAUGAGAACCGAUUCAGGAUCGUCCGGCAGCUCGGCGAGGGUGGAUUCGCCUACGUUUUCCUCGUCAAGGAGGUCCUCUCCAAUCCCUCCAUACCCGGGGUUUCCAAGAAAUUCAAGGACCCUUCUCAUGUCUCUGAUGAUGGAACAUAUGCAAUGAAGAAAGUUCUGAUUCAGAAUAGUGAACAGCUGGAGUUGGUUAGGGAGGAGAUCCGUGUUUCUUCUCUGUUUACUCAUCCCAAUCUGCUUCCUCUCCUUGAUCAUGCUAUCAUAAAUGUCAAGGCUGCUCAAGAACAAUCUUGGAAGCAUGAAGCGUACUUGCUGUUUCCCGUCCAUAUGGAUGGAACCUUGUUGGACAAUGCCACGACCAUGAAAGCAAAGAGGGAGUCCUUUUCCACUUCUGAUGUUCUGCAAAUAUUCCGUCAGCUUUGUGCAGGACUUGAGCAUAUGCACAGUUUUGAUCCGCCAUAUGCACACAAUGACUUAAAACCUGGCAAUGUCCUUUUGACCCAUAGAAAAGGUCAGCCGCCCCUUGCAAUACUGAUGGAUUUUGGAAGUGCUCGUCCUGCAAGAAGGCAAAUACGUUCUCGUUCAGAGGCUGUGCAGUUGCAGGAAUGGGCAGCUGAGCAUGUUUCAGCACCAUACCGAGCUCCUGAACUUUGGGAUUGCCCAAGCCAAUCUGAUAUUGAUGAAAGAACUGAUAUUUGGUCAUUAGGCUGUACUUUAUAUGCAAUAAUGUAUGGAGUGUCUCCUUUUGAGUAUGCACUUGGGGAAUCGGGUGGAAGUCUACAGUUGGCCGUUGUAAAUGCUCAGGUAAAAUGGCCGACUGGGCCUACCGAUCCUUCCUAUCCCGAAGCCCUCCAGCAGUUUGUGACGUGGAUGCUUCAGCCUCAAGCAACAGUCAGACCACGCAUAGGUGACAUUAUAAUUCAUGUCGACAGGUUGAUCUCGAAGUUUUCUCACUGAAGAGCUCGAGACGAGAGAUAAUACUCUGUUAACAACUGCAGUAUGGCUUCCAUUCUUCACUAUGUGAAAAUGUGAUAGAAGCAAUAUAUAUACAGUGCAGUGUUGGCUAGAGAUACAUAGAUACUGCUAGGAAUUUUUACUGUUAUAUCUGACUAUCUUUUGAUUUUGUUUCAAUUUAUUCAAUAUGAAUGUUUUCUCUUCCA